This is a messenger RNA of Rhagoletis zephyria (snowberry fruit fly), 1905 nucleotides long. Its product is annotated as girdin. The record is from RefSeq and is a predicted model, not a curated record. Lineage: Eukaryota; Metazoa; Arthropoda; Insecta; Diptera; Tephritidae.
AUAACCUGGAAACCAAAGUCGAUAAUGAUAAAAGUCUACCGUUUCGAGUUGUGUAUAUUCGCUGAAAAAAUAGAAAAGUUUGUUUAGAAACUCAUAUUUAGAAAAGUGUUUUUAUAAGUUAAUAUACCAAAAAAAUUUAGCUUGAUAACUAUAAAUUUCAUAUGAACUGAAUACUGAAAUAUGGCUGAACAGCAGCGUCGAACAACCAACGAGCAUAUUUUGCGAACACAAUUGGACGCCUUAACUGCGCAAAACACCCGCCUACAGGAGGAGAAUAAUUUACUUCGCCAAAAGCUAACGCGAAUCACAGGCGAUCAUCGGUCUACAGCCGCAAUUAAUGUCGAAGCAAAAAUUGAGGCACUCAGACUUGAAGAUGAACGCGAUCAAAUGUAUGACAAUCUGGAGCGACUAAAAAAGAAAUAUAAUAAAUUACACGCGGCCUAUUUGGAGAAGGUACAGCGCUGCAAAGCUUUAGAAGAUACCUUCAAGCGGCAAAAAACGUUGUCAGGUUUGGUUUCGAAGACAGCAUUAAAUCAACGCGUACAAGAGUUGGCAGCGAAGACUGAAACGGUAAAUCUGGAAAAGCAGGUGGCCAAACUACAAACGGCGCUGGACGAAGCGUAUGAUAUAAUUGAUGAACUUGAAUUUGAACUAGAAAGUAUCGACUAUCUGGAGCAGGAAAAUCAACGCAUGCGCAACGAGUUGUUUUCUUUGAAGUCCAAUCGGCCGGCUAUUUUGCAACCAGCUGAAAAUUUGGCUAUCAAUGCGGUGCCGCCACCCGACUACGAUGAUCCUCCACCAAGUUAUGACGCAGAUGUCGCUGACGGUGCUAGUGGCAUGAUAAGAAAUGCGCUCCGUCUAUCGAAUGCAUCUUCUUCUAACGAAUCCCUACCCCAUGAUGAUGCGGAUAGUGAAACGCUAGAACGAGCUGCCAUGACACACACCUUGAUCGAGAAUGCUGCAGUCGAAAGUAGUCAAUUGCGUCGGGAGCUAUUAAAAUGUCGUCUGCAAAAUACGUGUCGUCCAAAGUGACCUGAAUUUCUAUAGAUUUUAAAUUUCUAUAAUUUUGUGGUUCCCAGUACGAAAUAUUUUGCAAGCCUUUAUUAAGUUUCAUCUGUUUGUAAUCAAAUCUUGUAAUAAAUGUUUAUCCAACUUCCCGAUUAGCUAUAGAUUUGAAACUUUAAAUUUAGCUUUGCUUAGAUCUUUAAACGAAUGCUGGCCUUCUUCCGAAGUUUUUGCCGAGCCGGACCUUUUUGCUAUCUAGAUUUAUUUUAUGUAUUCUAGUUUAAAAUUUCAAAAAAAUGUGGUAUUUCAACUUUUUCUUAAAAUCAGCUGACUUUCAGUUGAGAACUUCGGAAUUUGAAAUUGUAAUUAAGGAAUAUGCAUAAGUAUGUUCGUAUAAAAGAGUUCUUGGAGGUUCUGAUAUUUUUCAACAUUUCUCCACCAACGGUCACAUAAAAAACUCACUUGGCGAGAACGCAAACAAAUUGUUGUGUUUAAUUGACAACAUCAGGACGGCCGCUGUUGCUGACCGCUAAGAGGUGCGCACUACCACUGCAUAGGACUUGUGUUCGAUCCCUGGUCCGUACUAAUUCUAAAAAAAAAAAAAAAAAUAUUCCUUACAGCGGUCGACCCUCGGCACGAAAUUGCAAAACUCCCAGGAGAAGCUGGGCCAAAUACAUAGCAAGUUAGAGCCAAAAUAUUAUUAUUGUAUUAUUAAAGUUAAUGUAAACAAAUAUAUUUCCUACAUAACAAUAACAAUGCGCAGAAACUGAACUUUGACUACUUACUAUUUUAAGAAAAUGAUCAGCCCAAUGCUUAUUACCCCCGGGGAGUUAACUCCCAGGGAGUAGCAUUUUCCCGAAAACUUUGGAGGAGGAAAUUCGAGCUUCGGAAAAGCUGUUU